This is a messenger RNA of Sclerotinia trifoliorum, 4799 nucleotides long. Lineage: Eukaryota; Fungi; Ascomycota; Leotiomycetes; Helotiales; Sclerotiniaceae. The record is from the annotation of a GenBank genome assembly.
UAAGCUUCAUCUUAUUCUAUUGACGCAUCUACUUACUUACUCAUUUACUCGCUCACUCACGUACUCAUUCAAUCCCUCGGUUACUCAUAUACUGCAGUAUCUACUCGAGUACAUAUCUACUGGAAUAAUCCUUCUGAGCCUUACUUAUAUCUGAUCUUCUUCAAAGUAAAUCCAACAAUCGAUGCGCGACCACCUUGAUGAGACAAAUAUUUAAAACGACUCAGAUAUCACAUACAGAAGAUCCUUAAACAGACGAACUAAACCAACUAACCGCUGCUCUUUUCCAUCACCGUGCCUACUUGAGUAGCGAGAACCUUACUCUUUCUUUACUUCUAAUCUAACAACUCCUAGACUUUUGCAUGGCACUACAUACUGAACAGACAUACCAAAUCCAUAUCAACCUUUAUACGCAAGAUUAAUAAUUCUUUUUUUUUUCUUUCUUUUCUCCACAACCCCGAGAUCCUCCUCCUUUCCAACAUUUGUUCUUAGUAUCCCAAUAUACAGAUUAGAUGCCAAAAACAUUAUCUUCUUUACAGUCUUCGACAAUAUUGUCAAGAGCAAGGGCCAUAUCUCUUGCAACAACUUCCAACGAGAUAACUUUAGUGGGGUAAACCCUUAAGAGGGAAGAACCGUACAUACCAGCACCGAAAAUGGGUAAUGUUAGUAGCAGACCGGAUGAUGGCGCGCCAUUAUACUUGAGGGAUCAAAAUCGCUGUUAGUACUUCCAUUGAUAUCUAUCAGGUUUGGGGAGAAGGAAGGAACUGAUCUGGAUAUACUGGUAGUAACUGUAUCAUCAUUGUCGAUCACCAAUCAGCGGAGGAGAACCCUCUUAAACAUUGUUCCAAAUGGAUUUCCAGCAACAAGAGUCUCUGCGAUUCGCGACCUUGGAGAUAACUCUGUGGUCGAAUAUGUUCAGGUAAUGACUAUACAUACAUACAUAUACAUUGCAUUUGUCCUACCAACAAUGCUGAUCAGAAUCCUGCAGGACCCUGAUACACUUCCUGGAGCCGCUCCGAAUCUCCUCAUCAAGGUUAACAAUGACGAAGAACUUACUUUUCACUUCACAUUUAUUAUACGACAAUCGCAAGGUUUCCUGCCUGCGACGAAUGGCGCAAAAGAUGUAGUUGGCUUGAUGGAUACCGUUAUAAAUGGCCUUACAUAUGUAUCAGCUUCGACAGCGCGAGAGGUAGAGAAUCUAGUUACUCGAGAAUUUCAUGCCGAUCCGAAUCUACACAAGAAUGCCAAUGUACAAUUAGUCGGGGAUUAUUCUACGGGAGGUAGUCAGUCGGUAUCGUUCGAAUGGUCCUGGAAAUGGAGACCUCCGAAGCCAACGGAGGAUCGCGGCGGUGGUUGGAGAAAUAAUUGCAGUGUAUGUUGGACUCAGUCGCAUACGUUCUCAUUCUGACAAUCUCUAGUUUCUCGAGUAUGACCAGCGAGCGCAUCGAUUAAAUACCCUUGCCAGCUUCUCAUUCUGGGUUUCAAGUAAGGCUACAAUCGCUCUGUCCCAAUCUUCCGCUAACAAAGUCUAGAUACGCAACCAUUAAGUAUGCCAGGUUCUCCAUCUCCACCCUUUCAUCUCGUCCCGCCACCCAAAUUGCGACUUCCCUCUUCUCAAUCUCUCGAUUCUCGCGUGAGCGGGCAAGAGCUAUCGUACUCGUUUGAAGAUGCACCGCCAUCGCCAAAUCCUCUUAGCCUCGAUUUCGUUGUCCCUCAAAGCCAUUUCGCGGAUGCACCAAAGGUCGAUGUGUCUUGUCAACGCCCAGGCGAAGAUAUGAGUGCCACAGAAGAUGGACCUUUAUUUAGGGCUACUAUGAAAGCUCUGGAACAAAAAACUGGAAACAUGCGCACACGGAUGAAGAAGGUUCUCAGAAAGGCUGAGGCAGCACAGAUCGCCCAGAUGCAAUGCAAUGAUGCAAUUGGGGGUUUUAUGCAAGCGCUUCGAGAAGCGUCCAAUUCAAACGCAAACGCAGUCAAACCAGCCCUAGACCAUUAUUUUGAUAAAAUUGCGCGGGAGAUUUUACAGUAUGAAAAGCAAAACGCUAUCAAUCUUGAGAAAGUCAUUAUAGAGCCCCUCGCAAAAUUAUACACCCUUGAUAUCAAGCAAGCUGAAUCGAAGAAGCGGGAUUUUGAGGAGGAAAGCAAAGAUUAUUAUGCAUAUGUCUCCAGAUAUUUGGGACAGCGUCAAGACUCAUUGAAGCAGAAAAAGCGGGUGGAGAGCGACACCAAAUACCAAACGAAACGUCGCAAUUUCGAGCUGAAGCGUUUCGAUUAUUCUUCAUUUAUGCAAGAUUUACACGGGGGACGAAAAGAACAAGAAGUGUUGUCUCAUUUAACCAAGUAUGCAGAUGCUCAAACAAGGAGCUAUCUCGCAGCGGCGAAGAAAGUAGAACAGAUGCUUCCACAGUUAGAAGCAUUGAGCGCAGAAGUGCAAGAUGCGGACAAAGAAUUUCAAUACCAGAGGACUGAACGUGAAGAAAAGCGACGUAAUCUCGAAAAAAGUACUGUUACAUAUGUGGAACCUGAGACAGUCCCCGUUGAAACAGUCGCACCUGGCACGUCGAGCUCAGGCAAUGGUGCAUAUACUUCAGAUACUGAGCUCAACAGAGCAGACAGCACAGGACAUCAAUUAAGGAUAGUACCAACCAACAGUACGAUUGCUACAGUCACUAAUGGAGGCACGACGGAGUUCAGCAGGACUCCUGGGAGCCUCUCGUCCGUACAUGGUGGACCAGUAGGAAGCCCGGCCGCAAAUCCUCGGUUUCGUGGCAUUCGAGACCUUGAAGAAAAAGACCAUAGCCAAAUCACGGCGAGUGAAAAGUUGGGCACGCAACGUAAGGAAGGUCUUCUCUGGGCUUUAAGUAGGCCCGGCAGUCAUGUUGAUCCAAGAGGACUGAACAAGCAAGCUUGGCACAAGUAAGUCAGACGCGUCAAGAAUGGAAUUAACAAUACUAACUUGUAUAGAUUCUGGAUCGUAUUGGAUGCUGGUAAACUCUCCGAGUACAGUAAUUGGAAACAGCGUCUAGAUCUACACAUGGAACCCAUAGACCUACGUAUGGCAUCUGUUCGUGAGGCUCGUGAUGCCGAGCGUCGUUUUUGUUUCGAGGUUAUUACCCCUCAGUAUAAAAGAGUAUAUCAGGCAACCUCAGAGGAUGACAUGAAAAAUUGGAUUUCCGCUAUCAACAAUGCACUUCAGAGUGCAGUCGAGGGUAGAGGCAUGAAGGACUAUCCUGCUCUGACACCACAAUCCGAGGCUCAUUCAAUGAGAAGAGAUAUUGGUUCGAUAUUGACAGGAAAGAGUUCUUCGAUGAAUCAGGGGCAUUCGUCAAACCAUAAUAACACUUCCAAUACGAGCAAUGUGUUUAGAAGAACGACCGUUGGUGCUAGACCUGCGUAUGGCCGAUCAAAUAGUAGUAGUUUUGAUGAAAGCCCGGAUAAACUACUACAGCUUUUACGAGAAACGGAUCAAGGAAACUGCUGGUGUGCAGAUUGUGGAUCUGGAAUCAAAACAGAGUGGGUGUCGAUCAACUUGGCCAUCAUACUUUGUAUUGAAUGUAGUGGUAUUCAUCGUUCACUUGGAACACAUAUCAGCAAAGUACGCUCCUUGACUCUCGAUAUUAAUUCCUUUACCACGGACAUUGUCGAGCUACUUUUGUUAGUUGGCAAUCGCGUUUCCAAUAUGGUGUGGGAGGCUAGACUUGAUCUAGCUACAAAACCUACGCCCCAAGCUACACGGGAGCAAAGGUUGAGGUUUAUCACGGCUAAAUAUGUUGAUCGAGCCUUCGUGGAACCAAUAUCAUCCACUCUCUCACGAUAUGCCACGGCAGACGAGACCCUUCUUGCAGCAAUCAAAAAGAAUGAUGUUCAGCAAGUGAUUUAUGCUUUAGCGCUCAAGGCAAACCCUAAUGUCACGGACAGGUCUCGUGGAACGCAUUCAGUGUUUUUGGCUCUUGCUGCUGCUGAUCCAGCAUCACCAACACAAGUUGCAUCGCCCACUCGAGUUGAACAUGCUGCAAAAAUUGUUCCAUUUCCGAUUGCUGAAAUGCUCGUACAACACGGGGCUGAGAUCCCGACCAUAUUACCUGCAUUUCCUUUGAGUCGAAGCGCAACGCUGUAUAUCGAACAAAAGACACACCGUGGAGGAAGCACUAGCGAUACCCUAGCAGCUUUGCCAACCACAAUGACCCAACAAGACAAGCUUAAGGAAAGAGAGGCGAGAUUGCAAAAACGUGUUAGUGCUGGUGGUCGAUUAGCUAAAGCACCUAUUCAGGAACGUUCGUGAAGCAUUUUCGGAAUAGUAUGAUAUAACAUGGUGUGUUGAAUGAAUGAUGGAUGAUUUGGAGAUACCAUGGGAUUAGCAUUAUUGGCGUUUUUUCGUGUUCUUGGUCUGAAAUAUUUUAUUUUUGUAUUAAGCUGGACUGGGUUUGCUUAUAGCUGAGAGGGAUGGCUGACUGAUUGGUGAUUGGCUUGCUUAGGGGGUGGGACAAGGGUUUGCUUAUGUAAAGUGAGUAAGCGAUAAUUCGCUACCAAAUUAUCGCCUGAGGAAUAUCGAAAAAAGGAGGCAAGUAAGUAAGGAAGGGAGGAGGCAAGUCACUCAACACAAUUCAGUCGUGCAGACUAGAAUUGGAUUUGGAUAGUAUAGGUUAGGAGAAUGGGUGGAAUACCUAAUUAUUAAUGGAGUAUGAGUAUGACUAUGAAUAGGAAUAUGAAGUAUGAAGUAUGACCAUGAAUUAUUUUGGGAUGAAAAAGGAUUGGGAUUAAGUUGGUUGGUGGAUGGGUAGAUGUAUGGUAGAUGGAUGGAC